ACGGAUGUCACUAACAGUUGAACAAUCUCAAGCGCUGUUAUCCCGCUCAUAGAAGGCGGGCUAUUGCCACUUCCUCUUUUGUGUGCCUAUCUUGUGUGAAGAGAAAGAGAGAGAGAGAGAGAGAGAGAAAGAGGGAGAGAAAGCAUGUAUUUGUUUGUGCCAUAUGGCCACAAGUAGAACUUGAUGCCAUACGUUAUCCACCACUGGAUAGCAGGCUGCAGAGACUGUGACCACCCUAUGGGUACCCUAGAGACGUUUCAGGCACUAAACAUACCCUGGCCCACCGUGUGACUGUGUUCUGUGGUUAUCACCUUCGUUGACACCUGUUAGUGUGAUAAAUGCUCGCCUGGCGUCCAGAUGGAACUUGCAGGCUCCGUCGGGGGGAAUUCUUCCUCCUCCUCCUCCUCCUCCUCCUCCUCCGAAGGCGACUGUGUGCCCGACCAUGAGUGGGGGCACACCAUGGAGCAGCUCUACACCUGGCUCUAUCUCAUCAUCCUGGUGCCCGGGUUGCUAGGCAACAGCGUGGCACUCUGGGUUCUGUGCCGCUUCAUAAGAAAGAAGACCAAGGCGGUCAUCUUCAUGAUCAACCUGGCGGUGGCCGACCUGCUUCACGUGCUCUCCUUGCCGCUGCGCAUCUACUACUACUUUAGCCACAGCUGGCCGUUCGGCCACGGCAUGUGCAUGCUGUGCUUCUACCUGAAGUACCUGAACAUGUACGCCGGCAUCGCCUUCCUGGUGUGCAUCAGCAUCCAGCGCUGCGCCUUCCUGUGCUACCCCUUCUGUGCCAAGAGCUGGAAGCGGCGCUACGACGUGCGCAUCAGCGCCAUCAUCUGGCUGGUGGUGGGACUGUGUUGCAUGCCUUUCAUACUCAUGAGGUCUAGCACCAGCGACAGUAGUCCCGCCCCUGACGUUCUAUCUACCAAUGGCGUCGCUGGCGACAACGCCCACCACCCGGGCAAUGGCUCCAGCUGCUUCAAGGACCUGCCCAUGCGUCAGCUGAAGCCGCACGUGGCUGUGCCCAUGAUGGCGUUCGCCGAGCUGGUGGGCUUCGUGCUGCCUCUCACCAUCGUGCUGACGUGUGCGUGUCUGAUCCGCCGCUCGCUGCGCCGCGCCAAGGGCCUAAGCGCCGGCGCCGAUGCCGACACCUGCCGGGCGCUGCGCAUGGUGCACGUGUGCACCGCUGUCUUCCUGGUGUGCUUUGGGCCGUACCACGUCAACUUCCUGUUGUACAUGAUGGUGUCACAGAAACUGAUCAUGCACUGUGGCCUGGUGCUGGUCGUGCAGCGCUGCCACCCGGUCACUCUGUGCAUCGCCAGUCUCAGCUGCUGUCUCAACCCACUGGUCUACUACUUCCUGACCACCGAGUUCCGAGCGCAGCUGGCGCGCCACGGCAGUUCCGUGCUCAGAGGCCGGCUCUUGAGCUUGGAAAGCAGCUCCACGGCACAUGGCUAGCCUUCAGUUUCCACAAGACAAACAAACUGAACUCUCUUUGUGUGUGUGUGUGUGUGUGUGUGUGUGUGUGUGUGU
Alosa sapidissima (American shad) is the source of this 1527-nucleotide messenger RNA. RefSeq names its product P2Y receptor family member 10 (gene p2ry10). Gene Ontology annotation, cellular component: membrane. The record is from RefSeq and is a predicted model, not a curated record. Bases 358 to 1452 code for a protein of 364 amino acids. Gene Ontology annotation, molecular function: G protein-coupled receptor activity. The transcript is spliced from 4 exons. Gene Ontology annotation, biological process: phospholipase C-activating G protein-coupled receptor signaling pathway; positive regulation of Rho protein signal transduction. NCBI's taxonomy places the organism in Eukaryota, Metazoa, Chordata, Actinopteri, Clupeiformes, Clupeidae.